CAUUUUAUUAGGUAACAACUAACAGUCUUUUACCAGUUCAUCUCGUCAAUCAUCUGGCUUUUUCUCGACCUAGACCGAUAGUUUAUGCUAAAUCACGCUCCGGAUGCGCACUGCGCACCCACUCUAUCGAAUUUUUGCGAUAAGCAGUUAAAUUAACAGCUUCAACUCGUUCAUUUUCUCGAGAAAAUUUCGUUCAACUGAGAAAUUCAUUUUCCCGGGAAACAAACAAACACACUCUCUCAUCUCCGAUGCGAAUCCUUUCCUCCCACCGUCGAUGACCGUCGUCGAUAUAUGCCGCCGUUCAAGUUCCCUUUCGAAUCAAACAAUGGAUCUAUGCUUCCGUAGUUUUCCCUGCCUCUCUGAUCCUGCUCAAAGGUCUUCCUCGUGCUUGAAGCUGGUCUUGCUCUUGACCCAUCUGAUUUAUGCUGGUGUUCUUUUCUUAUUUGAUGGAGAUUUGGUGGAGAAGACUAAGAAAGAACCGUGGUUCACUGCUUUAUACUUGCUGCUGUUUGUUGUUACUUUAGGACAAUACUAUGCUAUAUCUAUUUCCAACCCAGGUUAUGUCUUGGAUGUCAUGAAGAACUUAAAUAAGAGAAAUGUAGUACACACUAAGACAUCGGAAGCAUCAAAUCAACCAGCUUCAAGCAAAAAUGGGAGCAUUGUAAUUUCCAUCGAGGGGAGUCAGUCUGAAAAAGGUGUUGCUGGAAGCAAUGCAACAUAUUGGUCAAAGUUGGUGUCCGGAUUGUAUCCUCCUGGAUCAACAAUCAGAACAUGGACGUGCACCUACUGCAAUGUGGAGCAGCCUCCACGGGCAAAGCAUUGUCAUGAUUGUGACAAAUGUGUUCUUCAGUUUGAUCAUCACUGUGUUUGGCUUGGAAAUUGCAUUGGCCAGGGUAAUCAUUGCCAAUUUUGGUGGUACCUUUGUGAAGAGACGGCAGUGUGCAUCUGGACUGGUUUCUUGUAUAUUUCACACCUGACGGCUCACAUUACAAUGGUUUGGUGGCAGGAUGCCAUCAUGAUACUACUCUUGAUCGCGCUGUCAAUUUCACUUAUCUUUCUGCUUCUCCUACUGCUAUUUCAUAGUUAUCUAAUUCUAACCAAUCAGACUACCUAUGAACUUGUAAGGAGAAGACGGAUUUCUUAUCUAAGGGGAAUUCCAGAAAGAGUGCACCCUUUUAGUGAAGGAGUUUGCAGAAAUAUAUACAGCUUCUGCUGUUCAUACCGUUUUGAACCAAUACCUACACCGCAAGAGAUAGAGGAAAAGUCAAGGCAAUACACAUGCUCUGAUGUUGUAACUUGCAGGUGUUGCUGAUGGUUUAAGUUUUGUUCAAGUAGAAAGUCCUUUCGUCCAACAUUAUAUUUGUGAAUGCAGAGAGUAUGUCAAUGUAUCUGUUUGAUUAGAUGUUAACUGAGUGCAUAGAGUAUGUCAAUGUAUCUGUUUGAUUAGAUGUUAACUUUAGGAUAUUAUGGAUGCGAUCUCUCUACUUCUAUCAUUCAUUCUUUGCUAAUUUUUGAAGGUCAAUGUUUCAAGUUUAUUGUAUA
This is a messenger RNA of Lathyrus oleraceus (garden pea), 1542 nucleotides long. RefSeq names its product protein S-acyltransferase 10. Bases 275 to 1312 code for a protein of 345 amino acids. Gene Ontology annotation, cellular component: endoplasmic reticulum; Golgi apparatus. The record is from RefSeq and is a predicted model, not a curated record. The transcript has 11 exons. Gene Ontology annotation, molecular function: protein-cysteine S-palmitoyltransferase activity. NCBI's taxonomy places the organism in Eukaryota, Viridiplantae, Streptophyta, Magnoliopsida, Fabales, Fabaceae. Gene Ontology annotation, biological process: protein targeting to membrane; peptidyl-L-cysteine S-palmitoylation.